Actinia tenebrosa (Australian red waratah sea anemone) is the source of this 3849-nucleotide messenger RNA. RefSeq names its product exportin-5. Lineage: Eukaryota; Metazoa; Cnidaria; Anthozoa; Actiniaria; Actiniidae. Gene Ontology annotation, cellular component: cytoplasm; RNA nuclear export complex; nucleus. The record is from RefSeq and is a predicted model, not a curated record. Gene Ontology annotation, molecular function: RNA binding; small GTPase binding; nuclear export signal receptor activity. Gene Ontology annotation, biological process: protein export from nucleus; RNA export from nucleus.
CUACGCACGCGCAUUUGCSGCAACCAAGAUGGCGGCCRCCAGUGAAGAUCAAGUCAAAAACUUAGAAAAACAGCUGAAAGAAGCUGUUGAAAUCACUCUUGAUCCUCUAGCAGCCUCGCAACWACGUGCUAAUGCUUACGAGUUYGUCGAGCAGUUCAAGAACGCUUCACCGCUGUGUGCAGAUGUAGGGCUUCGUCUUUUUAACAAAGAUAACUCGCCGAUUGUUCGACAUCUGGGCCUACAACUGCUGGAACACUGCGUCAAGUUCAAAUGGAACACAAUGGAAAGUCUCCAACAUGAGAGCUUAAAGUGCACAUCCCUARAAUUGAUUGUCAAUGGCACAAAACCGGUAUUGGAGGAGCCCCUUCAUAUUAAAGAGUCAUUAGCCAGAUUAGUAGUUGAAAUAAUUAAGAGAGAAUGGCCACAGAAGUGGGAAUCACUCUUACAAGAUUUAACAAUGAUCUGUAAUAUGGGGGACACCCAAAAAGAGCUAGUAUUAAUGGUGUUUCUACGACUGGCGGAGGACAGUAUCAGUAUGGACAGUCACCUACAUCAAAACAGAAAGAGAGAAAUCACUCAAUGUCUACACCUUCAUAUGGAAGAGUUUUUCUCUUUCUUUAUUGAAACAUUGAGAUCAAGUACAACUGCUAUGAUUGAUACGAAAAAUAAUCCAUCUUCUCUUAAUGGAUCAAAGGCACUAAUACACCAAAGAGUUGCAGAACAGGCGUUAAUGACGCUGCAAGGAUUCCUUGACUGGGUAAAAUUCAACAUCCUCUUCUUACAAGAUUGUAUUCUGCUUCAAAUCCUGUGCUUGCUGUUAGAUGAAGAACCACUUAAAAUUCCCGCAUGUGAAUGCUUGCUCAUUAUAGUCAGCAGAAAGGGAAAAUUUGAUCAAAAACUUGAAUAUGGUCGUCUGUUCAGUCACGAUGCCAUGCAGUUUAUGCACAAAGCUGCAGGUCAAGCAUGUAAUUCAGAGUAUGACGAGAAGGAAUACUUGUUCUUGAAGAGGUUGUGCCAGGUUCUGAUUACUUUAGGAUCAGUACAGUUAUUACAGAUGUGGAGUAAAGAAAGACCAAAAGGCAAACCAGAAACCUUCAAACAGUACCUUGAAWCCAUUCUUACCUUUACUAAACAUGGCAGCUUGGCUUUGUCUCAUUUGACCAAUGGUUUGUGGCUGACCCUCCUGAGAAAUGACAUCAUGGUUGCUGAUGAUGAUGUAAAAGCUGUUAUGCCAAUCCUACUACAAAUGGCAAAAACCAAAAUCCUGAGGGUGGAAGAUCCCAAUGCCUCUGAUAGUAUCUUUAAUAGGGAAGACUUCAAUAGCACCAAGGAAUUUCAAUCUGUAUUUACACAGGUAAGGGCUCAAGCCAUGGAUAUCAUUAGGUUAAUAGCGCUUCAGUUUCCUGUUGAAACAUUCUUCAAAGCAGCUGAAUGGUUACUAGAUAAUGUUGAUAAGACCAAAGCUGGAUUCUCUUCAGCAAAUCCUGUACAAGUAAAUGAGCUAAGAGUCCAAUGGGAAGGUUGCUGUUGUUACAUGUCAGCUGUGAUGUCUAAACUGUUCAUGGUGGACAAUGUUAAUGAAUUGCUCAAGAAGGAGUUCAUCUUCAGAGGGGUGUCGAUAAAAGUUUUGGAAUUGGCAAAAAACUGUAUUAAAUCAUUAAUCUUGGUUGAUGUGUCUGUGUGCAAUGAUCCAAGUAUCUUAACCAAUGUUGUGGACACCAUCCAGUCAUUGUUGAACUUCUUAACAUACUCUAAAGAUCUUAUCCUGGAAGUACUGAAGAAGAUCUUUUCUCUUGUAACAUACAACACCACCGGAGAAGCAAAGGGACCCUGGACUCUGGACGUCUUACACACUCRCCGCAGAGCAUGUUCUGCACUUCUUACCAUGUGCCGUAGCUAUGGCAACCUUCUUGUUCCCAUGUUUGAUGAACUGAAGCAAUACGUCAGUUCCUUAUUUGAAGGAGAGCUUGUCACAAUACAAGAUAGAACUACCCUAACUGAAGCUUUAGUCAUCGCAAGUAACUUUGUAGAAAGUACCACAAGAACUAGUUUCAUCUUGAGUCUGUUGAGCCCUCAUGAAGAUUUUCUAAUUAAUAAAAGGAAUAUUAUCUCAGUCGAAUGGUUGAUAUCCUAUCUUGGGAUGAACUUGGAUCCUGCUAACUAUGAAACAUCAGAAGAAAUUUCCAAACRGCGGUUCAAGCUAAUGUUGGCUUUYACAACAAUCCUUGCUGUCGUCAGAAGGUGUAGGCUCCUAGAAACAGCACAAACUAGCAGCAGCAGUGAAAGAUGCUCCAUUGGGUUGAUGCCUGAUGGCAGCACAUCUCAUGCCUGCAACCCUUGUAUCUCUCAUGUUCUGCCGUUUUUGCCUGGUCUGUUUAUUCUAACCCAGGCAGUUAACAAGCUUCAAGGAACUGAAUCAAAACCUCUAAUAUUCCCAGCAUACAUUGCAUCACUUGCUAUGCACGACUCAGAAAAAACUGCCAUAUUUGCGUUGCAAAAUUCAAGUGAAGGUGACAGAGCUGGUGAAGAAAACAAUGCAGUCACAAAAACCAAACGAUAUAUUUUUCACCUCACUGACUCCUGUUACACCAUCUUGGGGUUGCUAGGUGACAUGAUGGGAGCAGAGCUGUACAARCAGCCAGGACUUGCACAGUUUCUCAAUGAACACAUUAUUAAUUCUCUACAUCAUUUGCCAAACUACAGAAUGAGAGUCGUAAUUCGGCAUUUUAUCAAGGUAUUCAUCACUUGCUGUCCUGAUCAGUAUUAUAAAGACACCCUAGUUCCAGUUCUGUCAAACUUCUUUAACUUCAUGUUACAGCAUCUAGAAAAUGAAUGGCAAAAAGUCAGGUCAAGAAAAAUUGAAAGUGCUUCAGAUGUUGAGGAAGAAAAGGAUGUCUUUUCCCAAGAAGUAAUUCAAGAUCAACUAGUAUACCUUAUCACAAAARAUUAUAUGGAUGUGUUCUAUAUUGCUUGUACACUCAACAAUCAGAUGGACUCCUCGCAAACUGAAGAAGAAGCUGAGCCAAUGAGAGACGAAGAGGAGCAGGAAGCAGAAUCUUCAAAGAAAACCCAAGCUACAACAGAAGCAAAACUUGGUCCUCUUGGAGAAAUCCUGAUGCAAACGGCGAGUGUAAACAUGCAACUCCUGAGUACAGUAUUUGGCAGUAUGACAUGGCUGGACUCUACGGCAUGCAACAAAGCUGCAAAACUCACUAUUCCUUUCAUUACAAAGGCACUGGCACUGGCACAGUCAAUGGGCUCCAGCAUCUCAUCUAGUGUCAUAGAAACACUAUACUUACAGAUAUUGAAGGGUAUCCAGGUACAUGGUGAACUGGCACAAAGUGUUCUCAUGAGGAUCGGCAUUGUUCUCUAUGAGAUGCUGAAACCACAGUAUCCCAGUCUGAGGGAGGUUUUGCUUCAGGCUACAAGUUGUUCAAUGGCUGACUUUGAGGCAUUUGAGAAUGUCUGUUUUGGAGAAAAGCCAAGAUCAGAAAAAUCCAAGAAAGACCACUUUAAAAAGCUUGUAGAAAACAUAAUAGGGAAACACUUAGGAGAAAUGUUCAAAGAUGAGAUUAAGAUCAAGGACUUACCAGCAUUACAGUUACCUUCCAAAUCAAGAGAGUCGUCGCAGGAUGAUGGAGACUUGGGGCUUGCUGACCUCUUUGACCCCAGGAAAGCUACACAGCUUAUAUGAUUUUUUAGAUAAUUGCCAUCAGAUGGGAUUUACAAGUUAGUCAUCAUUCGAUUGAUUGCCAUGUGUGAUAAUCAUUGUCAAAAGCAUGAGAGCGAGACAACUUUGGACAAAAGGCUUCAUUUUAUAUGAGGAAGUAGAAAACAAAUGAUUUUUAU